Messenger RNA from Anopheles moucheti, 4361 nucleotides. It is a transcript of the gene CenB1A, whose product is annotated as arf-GAP with coiled-coil, ANK repeat and PH domain-containing protein 2. The record is from RefSeq and is a predicted model, not a curated record. Gene Ontology annotation, cellular component: cytoplasm. Lineage: Eukaryota; Metazoa; Arthropoda; Insecta; Diptera; Culicidae. Bases 444 to 3323 code for a protein of 959 amino acids. Gene Ontology annotation, molecular function: protein binding; GTPase activator activity. The transcript has 4 exons.
ACAAAAACGCAGUUGAACGAACGAUCACCAGCGGAUCGGAACGAAGCAACCGUGACAGGGACCGUUCUCACCUUCCGCCGUGCCCUCCACGUGUGAGGGUGGUAACCUAAAGUCGUGGGAGAAAGUGGAUUGAAAAGUCGCCGGUGUUAGGGGUAUUUGAACAACGAACCGGGUGCCUGUUCCAUCCCUUCCCUUCGUACAAAACCCCAGCUUGAGUCAUUAUUUCCGGUUACGGGUUUUCGCAAAGCGAAACUUCACUUUCACAUUGCAUGAGUGCCACGCUGCGCUAUCCAACACACUCACACCCUGCGAUCAAUCACAUCCAUCAACCGAAGCAAACCAACGGUCUCAGAGGUGGCAACUACUGCUGUGCAUCUGAUGCACGUUUUGGUGACUUCACGUCAAGUUGCUAAAGCUCCCAUAGGGAUCACCCGCCAGAGACAAUGGCUCAGUGUAAGAUCGACUUUGGCGAAUGUCUGAAAGAUUCGCCCAAAUUUAGGUUACGACUGGAGCAGGAAGAGGCCGAAAUCGAACACCUGGAAACGCGGUUGGAGAAAAUCAUCAAGGCAUGCAGUGCGGCUGUCGAUAGUGGCAAGGAGUACAUCCGGCACCAGAGCACAUUCGCCACCUCGCUGUGGGAUCUGCAGAAACACUUUCAGGACAGCAAGAAUUCAACCAACAAGCUGGCGCAGCUGAUACAGCUGCUUCAGGAGAUGAACAUGUUCCACACGACGCUUCUCGAUCAAGCGAACCGCACCGUGCUAAAGAAUCUAACCGGCUUCCUUAAGCGUGAUAUUCGCGAGGUGAAGGAAUAUCGGCAAAUCUUCACCAAGGUGUCGGAGAAUCUCGACAAUGCCGUGUACAAAAAUUCACAAGUUAGCCGCAACCGACCAGCGGACGUGCUCGAGGCGGAGAACGUUUUAUCUGCCUCGAAAUCGUGCUUUAACCAUACCGCGCUUGACUACGUCAACUACAUCACACUGCUGCAGAACCGUAAACGGCACGAAAUAUUGGGUACGCUGUUGAGCUAUCUGCAGGCCUGCAGCACCUAUUUCCACCAGGGAACAGAUCUGUGCGAAGACUACGGGACAUUCUUCAAGGAGCUGAAUGACGAGAUUGGACUGAUGCGGUCGGAGUACGGUGUGCUGGACAAGCAGAUGCAAAACCGCCACACGUGCGUGAACGAUCCGCGUCCAGACCAGCCGGAGUCGGGCGAAGAUGCCGCUAGUGGUGGUGAUUGUGGUGGUGCUAGUGGUGAUGCCGGUGGUGGAGGCGGUGGUAAUGACGGUGGCGUUGGUCGCUUUCCAAACUACAUGGAGGGCUAUCUGUUUAAGCGUACCUCGAACGCGUUCAAAACGUGGAACAGGCGGUGGUUCUGUAUGCGCGACAAUCAGCUUUUUUACCGCAAACGUACCGGCGAAGAGUUGCCCACGGUGAUGGAGGAAGAUUUGCGGCUUUGCACGGUCCGGCCGCUCGCCGAUUCAGACCGACGCUACUGUUUUGAAGUUAUCUCGCCGGCCAAAUCACACAUACUGCAAGCGGACUCGGAAGCGAUGAUGAACGCGUGGAUAAAAGCGCUACAGAAGGGUAUCGAUUCGGCCAUCCAGCAUAACAGUGCGUACAGCAGUGAUAUGCGAGGUAUAGCGAGUGGUGUUGGUGGUAUAGGGGGUAGUUCGGGUGUAGGAAGAGGAGCGGGUGGUAGUGCAUCGGCGGGUGAUGGUGACCGGGCGGGUGACUCGAGGAUGGACGCCAGUGGAAACAAACAGCGCAGUAGUGCGGGUCGCGGUUCCGAAGGUGCUCGCAAGGGUUACAAGAAGAUCAACUGGACGCAAAUGUUAAAAAUUCCGGGCAAUUCGCGGUGUGCCGAUUGUGGCAAUGGAGAACCGCGCUGGGCAUCGAUUAACCUCGGCAUCACGCUGUGCAUUGCCUGCUCGGGUGUUCACCGAAGUCUCGGCGUGCACUACAGCAAGGUACGGUCGCUAACGCUGGACGUAUGGGAGCCGGAGAUACUGCGCGUAAUGAUCGAGCUCGGUAACGAUGUGAUUAAUCGGGUGUACGAGGGCAACAAAGCCCGGCUGGCACGGUUCGAUCGUGCGACGGAUAACUGCGAGAUAGCGGUGCGCGAGGCCUGGAUCCGGGCGAAGUACAUCGAUCGGCAGUUUGUCGUGCCGCUGGGUGGUGGGACCGGUACCGGUCCGGACGAUAGCAGCACCUCGUCUUCGACGCUCUCGUUUAAGAGCCUCGGUGCGGACAGUUCCAAGUUUCCGGAAAAGUGGAGCAUCAAGAAGCUGCGCCGGCGCAGCUAUCGACAGCUGUUGCGGCGUUCCAGUCAAUCGAAGGCGCAACCAUCGGAAGCGAGAACCGGGCGACGUUCGCAACCGAUCACCAAUCUCGACGACGAUGACGAUGAGGAGGAAGAGCACGAGGGGGACGACGUGGACGAUGAGGAGCGUACCGGUAGCCGGUCGAAGGGUUGUCCCGAUGCGGACGAGAAGGAUGUGCUGACGCACGUACCGAAACAGUUUGCCGACAUCUUGCUGAUCGGGGAAAACAUCCUGACGGACGAUCACAACCUGCCGGACGAGGAUUUGCUGCUGCUCAACUCCGACCAGGAAUCGACCAGCGGCGAGGAAGAUAACGCCAUCAUGGAGUGCGAGGAGCUGGAGCGUCUUUCGCCCAAUUAUUUACUUUACAAGGCGGCCACCGGGCACAAUUUACCGGUGAUGAGCCAGGCGCUGGCGCUCGGUGCGGAAAAAAGCUGGCCGAAUGUGCACGAUGCCGACCGGACGCCGCUGCAUGCCGCUAUCCUGUCCGGUUCCGUGAUGUCGUGCGAAUUUCUGCUGCUGAACGGUGCGUCGAUCAAUGCGACCGAUCGCAACGGACGCACACCGUUACAUCUUGCCGCUGAGCAGGGUUCGGCAGCGCAGGCGUAUCUGCUGCUAAAGCAUAAGGCAAGGUAUGAUAUUGCGGACGUGGAUGGGAGGCGCCCGAUCGAUAUUGCGGUUGAGAAGGAGGACGCGGACAUCGUGACGCUGUUGCGGUUAACGCUGCUGAACGAUGAAAUCGGUUCGGGCGAGGAUGGGGAAAGUUAUCCCGGGUCCGAUUCGACCUACGUCGCGGUUAUGAACGAGUUUUCCCAUCUUGCGAGCAAUCAACCACAACGGCUCCAGCGCAACCGUCACCAGCAACAGCAACAGCAACAGCAGCAACAGCAGCAGCAGCAGCAACAACAACGACAAGCACUAGUGGCCACCGAUGAUACCAACCCGAUAGUCACCGAUCUCGAUGCACCCGAUACGGGCAGUGUGAUCAGUGAUCGGUAAAGAGGAAUCUCACACUCUUACGCAGGAACAUCAGGAACGUUUGCAGUGGAGAAGCGGAAUCGGUCCGCCCUCCAUUUCAUCACAACAUUUGGAGACCAUAAGCUUUACCGUGUUGAAAGGAAGCAAAAAAGGAGAGGAAAAGAAGGAAUGUAUCCCUAUUUCUUCAUAUUCGUUUGAAACCAAUUCCAUUUUGUGUUUAGUGCAAAACAACACUGACAAUUUACCACAUUCGAUUAGGUUAUGGUGAAUGUUAGUUUUAAUUCUCCUGUUGACACAGGGACGCUCUUCUCUUGCUGAUUGUUGCCUUAUUUCCCUUCCCCUUUAUGGAUGUGUACGUGUAAGUUUGUUUCACCUCGGUCGAAGGAAAAGAGAGCUACCAGAUGUGGAUUUUAGUAUUGCAUUUUUGAAUUUGUUCCCUAUUGUUUUUAAUCCUCUACUAUGCGUGUAUUAUGAAACAAAGAAUCUGAUGAUGCAAGAGAUGAUGCCUUUGUCCGAGGGGUUAUCUUGCGUACACAUUACAUGGUAUAGUUUUGCUUUUCCUUGCACCACUAUACAUAACCAAUUAAUUUACUUGUAGAAACAAUCGCACACAUUAUGUGCAGUAUGACAACCGAAAUGGUAUUGGUGGGGGUCAGUCCAUAGUUAACCUCAUCACACACCGAGAGCGCAUACGAUAAACAAUCGCUCAAUAUUCCAACUGUUCUCGAAGUCGCGCUUAACAAUAACGUUUCGCCUUCCCCCAACUUGUUACUGUUACGUUCCCUUUAAAGCUACCUUAUAUAUACAUCAGUUGGAUUUUUUUUUCUCAUGUAUUAUGAUAAGAUACUAGCUAUUAGCCUAUUACCUAUUAUUACCUCAUUUUCGGCUAUAAUUCGCCCCACAAAACCAAACAAACCCAAUUUACAAAAAAAAAUACGAACGGCAUAUAGGAAUGGUAACCGCACCAGGGCCUUAUAUCUCUCGAAAUCUCGUGCUGUUGAUUUUGAAGGGUAAAGAUGUUAUAUUAAUCUUGCACCAAAAAAUAAAUACGAAAUUGAG